Molecule: messenger RNA, 1098 nt
Organism: Oppiella nova
Lineage: Eukaryota; Metazoa; Arthropoda; Arachnida; Sarcoptiformes; Oppiidae
Source: the annotation of a GenBank genome assembly
AUGAGAGAAUGCAUUUCCAUACACGUGGGUCAGGCGGGCGUACAGAUUGGUAACGCCUGUUGGGAACUGUAUUGUCUGGAGCACGGCAUCCAACCGGACGGCCAGAUGCCCAGCGAUAAGCAUAUCGGCGCCGGCGACGACUCGUUCAACACGUUUUUCUCGGAGACGGGUGCGGGUAAGCACGUGCCCCGUGCCGUCUACGUGGACCUGGAGCCCACUGUAGUGGAUGAGGUGCGCACCGGUACCUAUCGGCAGCUCUUCCAUCCGGAACAGCNGACUCGUUUAACACGUUUUUCUCGGAGACGGGUGCGGGUAAGCACGUGCCCCGUGCCGUCUACGUGGACCUGGAGCCCACUCUUCGGAGGCGGCACCGGAUCCGGGUUCACAUCUCUACUCAUGGAACGCCUGUCCGUCGAUUACGGCAAGAAGUCUAAGCUUGAGUUCGCUAUCUAUCCGGCGCCUCAGGUGUCGACUGCAGUGGUGGAGCCGUACAACUCAAUCCUGACGACCCACACGACUCUGGAGCACUCGGACUGUGCCUUUAUGGUGGACAAUGAGGCCAUAUAUGAUAUCUGUCGCCGCAAUCUCGACAUCGAGAGGCCCUCCUAUACUAACCUCAAUCGUCUGAUCGGCCAAAUCGUGUCGAGUAUAACGGCUUCCCUUCGCUUCGACGGCGCUCUGAACGUGGAUUUGACUGAAUUCCAAACCAAUUUGGUUCCCUAUCCUCGCAUCCACUUCCCGCUCGUCACUUACGCGCCGGUCAUCUCCUCCGAGAAGGCAUAUCACGAACAGCUGACGGUCUCCGAGAUCACCAAUUCAUGCUUCGAACCGUCCAAUCAGAUGGUUAAGUGCGACCCCCGACACGGCAAGUAUAUGGCCUGUUGUCUGCUAUACAGAGGUGAUGUGGUGCCCAAGGAUGUCAACGCAGCCAUCGCUGCCAUUAAGACUAAGCGCAGCAUUCAGUUCGUCGACUGGUGUCCCACCGGUUUCAAGGUUGGCAUCAACUACCAGCCCCCAACUGUGGUUCCGGGCGGCGAUUUGGCUAAAGUGCAGCGCGCGGUCAAUGAACUGCAGGCACUCCCAGAGUUGAGUCAUUAG